Triticum turgidum subsp. durum (durum wheat) is the source of this 324-nucleotide messenger RNA. The record is from the annotation of a GenBank genome assembly. Lineage: Eukaryota; Viridiplantae; Streptophyta; Magnoliopsida; Poales; Poaceae.
AUGGGUGGUCAUUUCUGCCUCCUUGUUUCUUUUUGCUUGGUCGCCAUUCUUUUCACCCAUGCACCACUAGCGGCUACUCGUCAACUUAAAUCUAAGUCAGAUGAUUUCACAAAAGAAUCUUUAGAGUAUAUUCCACUUGACUAUCAUGAUAUAGCUCCAACUCCCGCCACCCCCGUUACACCAGCACCGCCAUGCAUAGGUUGUCGUUCCUCUACGGAUCAGGAAAAGCCAGCUACUGCACAACAUUCACAAGUCAGUGAAGAUAUGUCGCCAUCACAUGAAAAGGAGAAAAAUAAGGCGACACAAAAACAUGUGUCAUUUUAA